This is a messenger RNA of Anthostomella pinea, 516 nucleotides long. The record is from the annotation of a GenBank genome assembly. NCBI's taxonomy places the organism in Eukaryota, Fungi, Ascomycota, Sordariomycetes, Xylariales, Xylariaceae.
AUGGCAUCGCUCUACGACCUCAGCAUCCCCGUGCUGACCAACAUGCUCGCAUGUGAAGAGAGCCUCCUGAAGAAGGCAGAAGACUUCGCCGUUGAGAACAAGAUCCCCGUGACGGAGCUCUUGGAGGCUCGUAUUCACGAUGAUAUGCUGCCGCUGGGGUUACAGAUCGUAAUCACCAUCAAUCAGGCCAGGAGGGCCCUCGAGACGCUCACCGACCUCCAAGCCCCGGCCCUGGAGAAAGAGGCGUUACCCCAAGAAGAGUACCACACUCAGCUCUCAGAGAUGUUGAAGCUGUUGUCGGAUACCAAGCCCGAGUCUAUCAAGGUCCAGCCAUCCGACACGGUCUCGAUCCUUAUACCAACCGGGGAAGUGAAGUGCAGCGCUGUGGAGUUCGUCACUGGCUUCACCCUGCCGAACGCCUACUUCCAUGUCACCACCAUGUAUGACAUUCUGAGGAUGAAGGGCGUGCCCCUCGGCAAGAAGGAUUACCUGAUGCAUUUCUUGUCGAAACUAUAA